AUGGGUGCUGAAUUCAAUCAGAUGUCGAAAGAUCUCGAAGGCCAACUCUACGAAGACCUUCUCUUUGACUACAAUAAAAUUCCGCGACCCGUCAAGAAUAGCUCAGACAUUCUCACCGUGGAUGUUGGUGCUUCCCUAAUCCGCAUCAUAGAUGUGGACGAGAAGAAUCAAGUGCUAACCACGAAUUUAUGGUUGGAAAUGAAAUGGUUUGAUUCAAAGCUUGUAUGGGAUCCUAUCAAAUAUGGAGGUUUGCUUACUUUGCAUAUACCAAGCGAUCUCAUUUGGACUCCAGAUUUGGUGCUGUACAACAAGUAA
Messenger RNA from Haemonchus placei, 315 nucleotides. NCBI's taxonomy places the organism in Eukaryota, Metazoa, Nematoda, Chromadorea, Rhabditida, Trichostrongylidae. The record is from the annotation of a GenBank genome assembly.